GAUGGCGGAAGCAGUGGUACAGAAUCUAGAGCAGACUGGAGAUUCCAAAUUUUAUUGUCACCAGUGUUCAGUUGAAAUAAAGCCUAAGUUACCAGAUUUCACUUGUCCUAGAUGUGAUAAUGGAUUCAUAGAGGAAAUUACUGAGAACGGCAAUGAAGCAGCAGGGGGAUCCAACUCAGAAGGCAGCCACCAGAGAGCUGACCCAGCAACACAAUUUGCAGAGCUUUGGGGAAGGGCUUUCCUGGAGAGUUUUCGGAACCACACAGCAGAGCGUGAUGAGGGUGUGGCUUGGGCAAGGGACCGUGACUCAGAUGAUGAAGAGAGGGAAGGCACCUCCCGCAGACAGAACAGGGCCUUUCAGCCCCGUGUCUCAUACAGGAGAACUAGACCUUUACGGAACCAAUACCUACAAGGGUUGUUUCAGUAUUUCUCCGAACGUUUAGAUGAUGGAAUAGGCCAUGCUGGUGGUGGAUUUGGAAUGCCAGGCAUUCCAAUAAAUAUCAUGCCUAUACAUGGUAACCCAGAGGACUAUGCAUGGGGCGCAGGUGGAUUGGAUGCCAUUAUAACACAGCUUCUGAACCAGCUGGAGGGUUCUGGUGCACCACCCGCUGGUCAGGAACGAAUAGAUGCUCUUCCCUCUGUAAAAGUCACCCAGACACAAGUUGACAAUGUUUUACAAUGCUCUGUUUGUAUGGAUGAUUUUAAACUCGAUGAAGAAGUUCGAAAGCUACCCUGUGAUCAUCAUUACCACAAUGACUGCAUAGUGACAUGGCUGAAAAUGCAUGGCACUUGUCCAGUUUGCAGAAAAGAUUUAAAUGGAGAAGACACCUCAAUGAAAGACACUAUAACUCCAAUAUUAGAUGAAGGCUCAGAGUCAAACAGUGACAGUUCUGGAAGAGAGACCUAGAUUUGUUCUUACAUCUUGUGAUAUUUUUUUUGAGGCUUUAAUAUGUCAGAUGUUGCAGUUGUUGGUGUUAUUUUAUACUACAUUUGGGGUGUAUUUGGAAAAGCACAUGCUACUUGAUUGGAAUGGUCACUAUUCAUUGAAAGCGCCUGUCUUACCAGAUCACUUGUUGAUGCUCAUGACUUAAUAAGCACAAAGCAGGUCUUUAAUGAGUUUUUUUUCUUAAACUGCAACUGUUUUCUCUGUGAAUCACCAUUUGUAAACAAGACAAUUCUGAGGUCAUGUAGUGAAUGUAUGCUUUUGCAUUGCCAGUGGGUCACACAACACUGAUAUUAUUUUGGACAGUGAUUUUAUGGUAUAUAAAUCACACAAAAUAACAGUUUGACAUUGUUCCAUAUAUAGAUUGACCUUCAAAUUGAUAAAGAGUGAUUUAGUUUACAAUAUAAUCUGACAGUAACUCACAAUCCUGUUCUGAUAUUGUAUCGUGAUAACUACUUUGUUAGAGUUGUAAGCUGAAAAUGAUAGAAAAUAGACUAAAUAUAACAUAAACCAGGUGUUCAUCAUAGCUUUAGUUAGCAUUGAUGGAAAGUGAUGAAAAUUGAUCAGACGUAACUUGGCUUGUGUUGGUUUCAGUUCACUGUUACUAUAAAUUAAUAAAAUGCUUUCUGCUCAAUAAUAGAAGGUAGUAUUGGUGGGUAGUGAUGUAUUUUGAUGUGUAGGUUAUGGAUCGCUUUUCUAUUGGGUCAAGGUCAAGGUCACUCUUUCUAAUAGAAAAAUAGUUUUGGCUCGAUAACUUCAAUAAGGAAUAAUUUAUAUUCAUGAAACUCGCUGUGUGUUAAGCUUAUGUGAAGACAUACCCCAGGAUUGUUUGGGUAGUUACUUAAUAUUGACAAUUGUUUCCACUCAAUAUCUUAAGUAAGGAUUGAUUGAUAGUGAUGAAACUUGUUAUAUUGAAAGCUAAUGUAAAAAACAUAAUUUGGAUUUCAUUUUUGGUCAGUGGUGCCAAAGUUCCUGAUUGCAAAUAUUAAAAAUCUUGUUUUGCGCAUUGCAGUAUAUUUGAUAACUGAUAUGAUUUGGUAAGUGGUUAAAAUUAAGAGUUUGCUGAAUUAAUAUUUAUGAUUUGACAAAAAUGUGUUGAUCAUUCACAUUCACAAUUAGUGAUUCACAUUUACAUUACUAAUAAGGUGUAUCUGUUUUGACUUUUCAAUUUAUUUGGGUUUGUUAAAACUUAUCAUCUGUAACUAUACAUUUAACUAUGUUAUAGAAUAACGAAUAACACAUUAUUUUUUCGUCUCUGGAUAAAUGCUGUUGGCAAUAAUAAAAUGUUUGCACAUAAAGCCAAUUUGCCUUCAAAACAUCUAUAAAAUGAAGUGAACAAACUUCUGAAAAACUAAAUGGUUUGAAGGUUGCUUACUGAUACAGAUGAUCGUUGGCCCAGCCGCGAUCUUGUCAUGUUCCAGUCAUAAAGAGAUUACUUCUGUCUUAGUCAUCUACAUAAUAAUAUAAUUAAAGAAGUCCAAACAUUGAAAACUUUAUUUUCCUGUCAGUGUUUCGGCAAACAUUUACAUCUACAUAAGCAUAGCAUGUUCUUAUCCAGAUUGCUUUGAGAUAAUUUUUAAAAAGCUUGAAAACAAAUGCUAGCCUGUAUAUGCAAGAUCAAUGUCUAGAGCUCAAAGGUUUAACAUGUAAGUUAAAAAAUACAUAUACCGUUGCAUAAUUAUAGAAAGGUAUUUUAGUAUUGUCAUUUUAGUACUAAUAACUUUGUUAUGAAAAAAUGUUAAGAUUUUUUAAUAUAGCCUCCUUGUUGUUUCUUUCACAUUUCAUUUUUUAAGUAACAUAAGCAUAUCUUCAAAAUCAUUUUUUUUCUCAUAAGUCGUUGCAAUCUAGCCUCCUGGGGGAAGUGUGCUUAAUAUAAAUGAUCUAUUAAAUUGACACAAUUAUAAUCAAUACAGUACACGGACAAUAAAAUUGUAUAUUGAAGACUUGAAAAAUAUUGACGAAAUCAGAAAGUGCAAAUAUGGAUUGACCAUUUGAUUUGUUUCAUACUUUCAUAGAACGGUUGUUGGAGUAAAAAUAAUUAAAGAUAUUGUAUAAUCUGUUAAUCUAUAAAUUGUUAUACCUGGGAUUAGGAACUUAUAAAAAAAAUAUGCUUUUUACCCAAAUGCGCUUAAAAUGAAAAAAAUGCCGUAUUUACGCAGAAAAAUGCGCUUAAGUACAUAAAUGUGCUUUUAAUGCAGAAAAAACUUAUGUGCUUUAAACACAGAAAAUCGGCUUAAGUACAUUAUUGAGCUUUUAGUCCAAAAUAUAUGCUUUAAGUGUAGAAUAAAUGCACUUCACACCAAAAGUUUACUUUUUUCAAGUUUUUAAUUCACUCCGUUCAAAAAAUACGCUGCCAGUAUACUGCUGCGUUUAAUGCAGAUUAAAUGCGCAUUUAACACACUUUUUUGGGAAGGAUAGUACCAGGUUUUAUUUUCAAUGCUUGGUACACUUUCGAAUGGUUAAUCAUUGUUUUGAUAGUUUGAUCAUUACUUACUAACAGCAUAAUGUAGUACAAUAUUACAAAAUAUAGUUAUGCUUUUUGCCAGUAGUGUCAAAAAAUCAUAGAUUUAUUUACAAAUAUAACACUCUGUUGUUUACUCAUAAAAGAGACUACUCCUAAAUUAUUAUCAUUUCCUUGUCAAUAUUGCCUGUACCAAUUAUUAUAUAAAAACUGAAUGUAUUUUAGGAUUUGAUUUUUGUAAUGUACUGUUUAAUACAUGUAAAAUAAAGGAAUUGAAACUGUG
Mya arenaria is the source of this 3687-nucleotide messenger RNA. RefSeq names its product E3 ubiquitin-protein ligase RNF115-like. Lineage: Eukaryota; Metazoa; Mollusca; Bivalvia; Myida; Myidae. The record is from RefSeq and is a predicted model, not a curated record. Gene Ontology annotation, molecular function: ubiquitin protein ligase activity. The coding region runs from base 2 to 907 and encodes 301 amino acids. The transcript has 9 exons.